AUGGACACAGUUCCAGAGAUGCCCUCCACUGAUGCCCACUCCAGUGAUAUCGUUGCAGAAAGAUACCUGAUUGAGUCCAAGAAGUCCACAGCCCAUGUUCCACUUGCUUGCAGCACACAGUACUGUGCUUUUCCUUUAGAUGGGAACCAUCUCUGUGUGUGGAGCCCCAGGGACCCUUCUCACCAGCUCCUCACCUUACAAGGACACCAUCAGCUGAUUACCGCAGUGGCGUUUGGAAAUCAAAUAGAUCCACAUCAACUCUGCUCUGCCUCCCAGGAUUGUAUUAUAAUGUGGAAUAUGGACGAAUGCAGAGAGAAGACACUCAAAGGGGUGACUCCUCGAGGGACUGUCCUGGGCUCCCUUUUACAAACAGUGCUCUGUUUGAGAUUUAGUCCAGACGAUCGUGCUGUCGCGGUGUGUGCUGGAAACAAAAUAUCCGUGAUAGACGUGGAGAAGCAGUCUGUGCUGGUGGAGCUUCAGGGACAUCAAGGCUCAGUGACAGCUGUGGAGUUCUGUCCCUGGCAAGCACACAUCCUCAUCUCAGUGUCUGAAGACAGAACCUUUAAGGUCUGGGACUAUUGUGUGGGAUCCUCGAUAUACAACUCAUCCAUUUUAACAGCUUACCCUCUCCUGAGUUUGCUUAUCCGUGAAGAAAACAGACAGCUGGUCACUGGCAGUGCGGAUGGCCAGCUGUGGAUAUUUAGUUUGAUGGAGAGACACCACUAUCACUGUGUGGCACAUGUGGACCUGAGGAAGAAAAGUGAGACUUUCUCCACUCGAAGAAUGACAGCCAGGCAGUGCAGCCCUCCAGAAGACAGUCAGUACCACUCCACACCUGAGGUGGAUAAAAGGGAAGAAGCUGAAGCCACAUUCCCUGUCCUGAGCCUGGCACACUGUGACCUCUGCCUGCUGGACUCCCAGAAUGGAGCUUUUUCCUCUGAGUGCACCAAAUGCCUGUGGAUUGGAAGCUCAACAGCUUUAUUCGUAUUUAACCCGGCAAGCGUUGAAUUAGAAGCUGCUUUACAUUUCAAGGAAUUUCAGAGCCUGAGUGUCCAAGUCGCUGGGUCCUGUGCAGUGAUGAGUGAGGCCAUGAGCCCCAAGGCACUGUGCAUACUUUCAUCUAUGUUUGGAAACAAGAUCACCGUAUUGGACGUCAACCUGGCUGCUCUGCUGAGCUCCCAGAGGAGCCACGGUGGCGGGAGAGUGCUUUCCGUGCUGCCAAGCUCCUGUGUCCUACCAACCUCUCCACUGUAUUUUGGAAUCGUUAAGGAAAGCCUUCCUAAGCCUGCCAAUAGCAAACGACAUGCUGUGAGGAGUGUCAUAGAGGACAGGCCCCUGGUUUUCCACAAUAAAAUCAGGUCAUCUGGUUAUACGUCGGCACCACAUGGGACUAUGUUUUCCCCAAAGACCAACAUCAAGCAUAUUAACAAAAGAACUUCCAAAUGCAAGAACAGUCACAAGUGUAAGGAAUACUCUUUGGAGCAUUGCCCACCCAGAAAUCUCAGCAGGCAGGUUGCGGUGGCUCAGGAGCCUGUUGCCGUGAGUUGUCUGCAGUACUCAGGGGACGGACAGCGGUUGGCCUGUGGCUUAGCUAACCAUCUUUCCCUGGUCUUUGAUGCUAGCCUUUCUGGAAGACCUGCUGCUUUUUCAGGUCACGAUGGAGCUGUGAGCACUGUCUGCUGGAGCCACGACAAGAGAUGGCUGCUGUCUACAGGCCGGGACCGGACACUGAGGGUGUGGUCAGUUCACAGGACAGAACUCAUGCUGCUUUUGGGUCCAGAGUCUUUCUCCCAGCCAGUAACGUCCGCACAGUUCUUCUACAUGGAUGCGUUCUUGCUGCUGUCUUCUGGCCCAGAGCUUUGGCUCCUAAAGUACCACAUUGACCUCUGCAGGGAUGACAUGCGGAGGUAUAAACCCAAAAGCAGGUAUAAACCUGUUUUCAGGCUCCCGUUGACCAGUGGGGCGGACGUGACCACCCUGUCUGCAGUGAACGACUUUUAUUCCCACAUCGUACUCACAGCUGGCCGGGACCGGGCUGUGGAAGUUUUUGACCUCAAUGUUGGCCGCAGUGCUGCAGUGAUAGCUGAAGUCCAUUCACGGCCUGCCCAUCAAAUUUGUCAGAAUAAAGGAUCAUCAUUUGCCGCCCAGCAGUCUCUGGCGUAUAAUCUUUUCCUGACCACAGCUGUUGGCGAUGGGGUUCGGCUGUGGGACUUGAGGACUCUGAGGCCUACGUGUAUGAAAUGGGCUCCAGCAGCUUCCUCUACCGUCUCGCAGGACACACAGACACAGUCACUGAGGUUGCCUUCAACCCAGCAGCUCCUCAGGUACAGUCUUCUGGUGUGA
Chionomys nivalis (European snow vole) is the source of this 2343-nucleotide messenger RNA. It is a transcript of the gene Wdr27, whose product is annotated as WD repeat domain 27. Gene Ontology annotation, molecular function: protein binding. The transcript is spliced from 22 exons. NCBI's taxonomy places the organism in Eukaryota, Metazoa, Chordata, Mammalia, Rodentia, Cricetidae. The coding region runs from base 1 to 2343 and encodes 780 amino acids. The record is from RefSeq and is a predicted model, not a curated record.